This is a messenger RNA of Bursaphelenchus xylophilus (pine wood nematode), 536 nucleotides long. Lineage: Eukaryota; Metazoa; Nematoda; Chromadorea; Rhabditida; Aphelenchoididae. The record is from the annotation of a GenBank genome assembly.
AUGGUAAGUUAAAACAAUAUGAUCGUAUGUUUAGACUAUUGGAAAGAACAAUAAGAUGAUGGCCCAUUUGGGUUGGCGGAUGAAGGUAAUCGUUCAGGACAGUAGAACUUUCGUUGGCUAUUUUAAAGGUAAUUCUUGUUUCAAGUGCGAAUCUAAUUAAUAUUCUUUUAGCGUUUGACAAACACAUGAAUGUGAUUCUUUCCGAUUGCGAGGAGAUCAGAAAAAUUAAGCCAAAACCUGGAAAGAAACUUGUAAACGAGGAAGAAAAGCGCACUCUUGGACUGGUCUUGUUGCGUGGGGAUAAGAUCAUUUCAAUUAGUGUGGAUGGACCUGCCCAGAAGGACGAUGAUUCGCGAGUUCCUAAGGCCGGUGGAAGUGGCGGACCAGGCCAAGCCAAACCAGCCACCCGAAGCGUUCCACAACUGCCCACUGGUGCCCCAGCGGGCCUGCAGGGACCUCUUGGAGGUCAUGGAAUUCCAGGGAUGCAACCUCCAUACGGUGUUCCUCCGAUGGGACAGCCACCUCGUCCUUUUUAA